AUUGUAUUCACUUUGAAAGGGACCAAAAAGAUAAAAGAAAAAAAUUAAAAAAAAAAAACAAAAAAAAAAAAAAAGUAAUAAAAUCUUCCGACUUUUCUCUUGAUUUAAUUCAAUCAAUCUGAUUACAUUUAUGAUAUGAAUUCUAUCCCUAUAUAAAGCACUGUCACGAUAUUACAAAAUAUUAAUCAUCUUCAGUUAUUCGCUACGUGCACUUGAAGUGUGACUCUUUUCAAAUCAAUAGACAAAAUGUAUAAAUUGUUCAUCUUGGCUGCCUUGCUGUCCGUUGCUGCUGCUGCUCCUGGUGUUUAUCAUGGAGCUUCUUUGCUUUAUUCAGCUCCAGCUACUACUGUAGUUCAUGAGCCGGGCUAUGCCAAGGUUGGAACCGUUGUCAAAUCGGUACCUACUGCCGUUUCCCAUCAAAGUGUCUCACAGGUGCACUCGUCCGCUCACGUAGUGCAGCCCGUUGUCGCACCCGUGGUGAAAACUACAUCCUACACUGCUCCAUACGUACAAACCUAUGCUGCCGCACCUGUCUGGAAAUCUUAUGGUUCCGGUCCACUUGUUCACACUUAUGCAUCCCAUUCAUCUUGGUAACUUUCUCAGCUUACUUUCGGUGAUAUGAAAACGGCCUCGACUAAUGAAAAAAAAAAAAAACCAAUGAUGAACACUGUGGAUUAUUGUUGUGAUUAAUAAAAUUAAUUAAGAAAAUUUCAUUAAAAGCAUA
Glossina fuscipes is the source of this 724-nucleotide messenger RNA. Its product is annotated as neuropeptide-like 3. The transcript is spliced from 2 exons. Lineage: Eukaryota; Metazoa; Arthropoda; Insecta; Diptera; Glossinidae. The record is from RefSeq and is a predicted model, not a curated record. The coding region runs from base 247 to 594 and encodes 115 amino acids.